Aplysia californica (California sea hare) is the source of this 1618-nucleotide messenger RNA. Its product is annotated as protein TBATA. NCBI's taxonomy places the organism in Eukaryota, Metazoa, Mollusca, Gastropoda, Aplysiida, Aplysiidae. The record is from RefSeq and is a predicted model, not a curated record.
AGGCAAUGGCCACCGCAUCGGAAGUAUUCCGUCCUAGCGACGGGGAGUUGCUGAUCCGAGACAGCCUGUCCCAGGGCCCCUCAGUGCCUACGGACACGUUCAAGAAGGAGGACCGUCGCCCUAUGACGCAGGGCGGGUACCGCUUCGGCCAGCUCAGCCACAACUCGUUCUUCACGAGGCACAACCCCCACCCUGCCCGAGUCAGGCAUCUCAAAGGUCUCCUGGACGUGCCCAUCUGCAGCGUGAACGAUGACGGCUACUUCGCCAACCCCCGCUACUCCCUGCAGUUCCCGCCAAACCAGCACAACACCAACCGUCUCAAGAACUGGAAAGGCCGUAUCCCAGUCAACGCCAUUAAUGUCAACAGCCAACUGCAUCCGAUCAAUACGAUCACAGGACUCCAGUACUUCAUGGGACUCAACAGCUAUCCCUACAGGGAGAAGGCGAUACCCAAGGUUGGAUUAGUACCCGUAACUGAGGCCUGGCGUGAUGAACUCAGCGCCUUCACCCAAAAACUGAAUCUCGACAACGAAGUACCCGCGCCGGCAUCCGCGUCCGGGCCUAAGCCAGAGGAAGAGCAGAGACCCAGGUCCACGAUGUACUCACCAGAGACCGGACGCCUCAUCCCGCCCCCAUCUCGCGCCAUGUCCAGGGGCGGAUCCAGGCGAGGUCGGUACAACGGUCAGCAGUUUGUAGGCGGCAGCCUGCAGCAUAUCGCCGCUGAUCCGGAUUUGGAGAAUGUGGUUCUCGUGAUGUUGUGUCAGAUUCUGCAGACUGAGGACGUCAAUGCAGUCCAAGCUUGGCUCUGUUCCGCAGGGGAACGAGAAAAGGAGCAUGUGAUGGGACUGGUACGUAGCGCCAUCGCCGGUAGGGAAGAGUACUACAAGCAGUACCCUGCAGAGUUUAUCCCCGACAACGGGAAGGCCAAGUUACCUCCCAUCAGCCAGAAGCCUGGCUCGGCCAGUGGAGAAACUAACAGGCUGGUCCUUGAUGAAGGCAACAACGGCGCCGGGGAGCCCGACAAUAACGGCAGGUGGCAGAAGAUGUGGGUGCCCCCGGUGGUGCCCAUAGAGGAGAACGCCGCGGCCGAGGAAGGAGGAGAGCAGCAGGAGAAGACGGUGGUGGACGACUCCAAUGUCUUCACCGUCACCCCUCCGGUCAAUGACGUCUUCAAGGCCAUGCCACCCACCACCAGGAAGCCAAUGACCCCUCUCCAGCCGGCCCGGGUUCCAACCUUCACCCGGCCAGAGCCCCCAGCCACCCCCAAACCAGCCAGCCCAGAGGCCACCAAGCUCAAGUACACCAAAUCUCCUCCUGCCAAAGAACAGCCCUUGGAAAACAUGUGGAGCCAAAAACAAUCUUUGAAUACGUUCUAACUAACUGAUCUGUGAUAUUAUAAUAACGAAAUAAAUAAAUAACUUUAUGUUUGAUUUAAUAUGAGGGACUUUGUCCGGUAUUCCAUUAUGAGUUAGCCAUCACGAAUUCAUGCUUCAUUGAUAGGAUAGAAAAGAAGUACUGUAUAAUAACGACUUGAAGUUUAGGUUGUUGGGUUGUUGUUUUUUUAGUUUUAGUAAGAGUUUUACAUCAUUUGCAACACAAUUAGGUCAUAUGUAAGCGC